Neodiprion fabricii is the source of this 2058-nucleotide messenger RNA. Its product is annotated as venom acid phosphatase Acph-1-like. Gene Ontology annotation, molecular function: phosphatase activity. NCBI's taxonomy places the organism in Eukaryota, Metazoa, Arthropoda, Insecta, Hymenoptera, Diprionidae. The record is from RefSeq and is a predicted model, not a curated record. The transcript is spliced from 8 exons. Bases 167 to 1366 code for a protein of 399 amino acids. Gene Ontology annotation, biological process: dephosphorylation.
UUAUCUAUACUCUCCCGCGUCCAGUUUAUCAUAGCUUCUUAGAUUUAACGCGAAGACGUUGAACUGGUUUGUUUCAACAAUAUCACUGGUGUCCUGUCGAAGUGGAUGUAGUGCAGUGCCAAACUUUGUCGUAUUUAUUUUCUUAAACGGUGGAUAAGGCGUUGAGAUGAAUCCGACUGCAGUUGGGCUGAUAUUUUGUUCCAUCCUUUUCGGUUUUUAUGACUUUGUUACGUGUUACCCGGAAGUUAAGCUUCUACACGUGCUAUUCAGACACGGGGAUAAAGUGCCUGACAUAGAAUUUCAAAAUUAUCCGCUAGACCCGUAUGGAAAUCAUUCUUAUUACCCGAUUGGAAGCGGUGGUCUGACGAAUGAUGGAAAAAUGCGCGAGUACAAGAUAGGCAAAAUGCUUCGUGAUCGAUACAACGAUUUCUUCGGUCCGAAUUAUUUGCCGGAUGAGAUUUACGCAAGAUCAACAGCUAUGCAUAGGACUCAGAUGUCUCUUCAGCUGGUACUAGCAGGCCUCUUUCCCCCCAUCGGCCAGCAGAUUUGGAACCCGGAUUUACCGUGGCAGCCUGUGUCAGUGUUUUCCGAAAACAUCAACGAAGAUUUCCUCUUGUUUCCACAAGAUUGUUCGAUGUACCAGAAGGCGUACAGGAAUUUCCUGCAGUCAAAAGAAGCCCGACAGCAAAUCAAUAAGUACAACAGCAUUCUGGCCUACCUAACGAAGCACACGGGAAAAACGGUCGACACAACUUCCGCUACCUAUUACCUGUACAAUUUGCUCAAGGAAGAGGAAUUGCAAGGUCUGACGUUGCCGAGUUGGUCUUCCGAGGUCUACCCGUUUCCCAUGAUGAACAUUACCAUCCUGAGCUUCGACCAUAGGUCAUACACUACACAGUUGAAGCGUUUAAACGGGGGUGUUUUGCUCAAACGGAUCACCGGCGACAUGCAAGACCUCAGAAGGGGUUGUCUCAAGCCUCGAGAAAGGAAAGCGUUCUUUUACAGCGCACAUGAAAAUAACGUGGCUGCCAUGGCGCGUACUCUCGGUACAAACGUUCCCCAACUACCCGCGUACGGAUCGACGAUCAUCUUCGAAACCCUUCAAGAUCGUGACAAGGAUGACGAGUACUUUGUCCGGGUUCUCCACUACACAGGAGUUACCGAAAAAUUAAUUACACAGACCAUUCCCGGAUGUUCCGAGGUCUGCCCGCUCGAUGAAUUCCUCAAACUUUUGCGGGAUGUAAUUCCAGACCAGACCGAGUAUUGCCACGGCGGUAACAUUCCGACAUCUGGUUCAAGCUCCUUCCCGAAUAAUAUAUUGCGCCUCGCCGUUCUGGCGAUAAUUAUCAGACUGCAUUCCGACUAAGCUUGCGGUUAAACGUUCUCUGACCCAGUUAACGCAUGGUAAUUUUCGCUAUAACCAUGUGCUUAUUAUAAUCAUUUUCCGUCACGUACGUCAAUUUUAUUUUCUUCGUGUCAUGAAUUAUUUACACACAAGUCUUUCAGGUACAUUUCCUUUUCCAUUUCUGACUGAUAUGAGAGCAGGUAAAAGUCAGAAGUAAUCUGGCAGACAAAUAAAAAAUCCAGACAAGACUUCAUUCUAUCCGUUGAUCGAGGUUCAACCAUUUAAUUAAAAUCUGAACGUCCUCCAAGGUAAUCCAUCUGCAUCCUGACCAGAAUGACGAUUAUUCACGAUACUGCUUUCAUAUGUCGGUAGGCUUUGAUCGAAUUGCACUUGAUGAGGCAUAUUUUUUUUAUUAAUAAGUGCAGAACACCCUUACUUUUCAUCAUUUCGCUGUAAAGUAGUUGGCAGUAGGAUCCUGAGGCAUAUAUUCUUCGGUACAAGUUUCCGCAACGUCCGUUCGGAUUGUUCAAUUUGCCUGGUAUGAGCCAUCGAGACGGUGGACUCACUGUCAGCGUGUCCGACUGUACUUGACGACUUCAACGACGUGACGAUAAUUUUUGUUAGUUCUGUGUAAUAAUAUAAUUGGUCAGGCACGGUAUAUGUAUAGCGGCGCAAACAGCAAAACAAUAAACAAAGUUGACUGUUUUCGCGCA